Messenger RNA from Catharus ustulatus (Swainson's thrush), 956 nucleotides. Its product is annotated as endonuclease domain-containing 1 protein-like. Bases 120 to 956 code for a protein of 278 amino acids. The record is from RefSeq and is a predicted model, not a curated record. Gene Ontology annotation, molecular function: nucleic acid binding; metal ion binding; hydrolase activity. NCBI's taxonomy places the organism in Eukaryota, Metazoa, Chordata, Aves, Passeriformes, Turdidae. The transcript is spliced from 3 exons.
CACUCCUGAGGAUUCAAACAGUCCUUUCUUCAGGGACAAGACUGAAGGAACUGUUCAGCUGCCUCUUCUGAGACUCUGCUUCAAGGGGAGCAAGAGCCCUUCACUGAAAUCCUCCCACCAUGCUGGGGCUGCUGCUGCUGCUGCAGGUGUUGGCGAGCUGCCUCUGGCUGGGACACAGCGAGGUGGUGCCAAGCUUUAAAAGUCCAUGUAGUCAGGUUUUUUAUAUGGAUACCCCACCAAGUGAUUCCCUGAAUCCAACGAAUGCAGCCAGGAUCUGCCAGUUCUAUGACAACAAAUAUCGCUUUACCACCCUGUAUGACAGAAACAACAGAAUUCCAGUGUACUCUGCUUACAUCUACAAGCCUGGACAUGGAGACAGAUCCAACUCAUGGUUUGUUGAGCCUCAGCUAAUCAAGCACAAUUAUCGCAGGGAUAUGGAUACAGAGGAUUCCAUCGUAGAUACCUACGGGAUCACUUCAGCAGAUAUUGGCAAGAGUCAGGCUAUUGACAAAGACUACAGUGAUGCCCAGGGUCUGGACCGUAGUCACUUGUGUCCCAGUGGCCACCAAAGUGGCGAUGACAAGAAGGCUACCUUCACCCUCACCAACAUAGUGCCCCUCUACAGCAAACUCAACCAAGGUGGCUGGAGAAACUACGAGGACAAAACGAUGGCCCAGAAAACCCAGGGCUGUGACAAAACCUAUGUCAUCACGGGAGCUGUACCUGGGAACACCUACAUCUCUGAUGGGAGGGUUAAUGUACCCAGCCACAUCUGGUCAGCUUCCUGCUGUGUGAAGGGCACAACGCCCAUAAAGGCUUGGGGGGCCAUUGCUGAGAAUGACAAGAACAGUAACUAUGUGAGGGACCUCGAGCUGUGGGACCUGGAGCAAAUAUUGUCCGGGCUGUAUGGGAAACCAAGGAUUACUCUGUUCAGAAAUUCCUGUGCCAAGGAAUAA